AGCUCCUAGGAGGAAUGGAUAUGAACUUGGUCACACUUUUGGCUAUUCUAACAGUUGCGGUUAGUCAGACAUCUGAGACUUUGUUUCCUGGGGCCUUUAACUGUUGCACAAAAAUUUCAGAUGAAAUUCCCAAAGGAAUUCUCCGAAGAGUGGAGAGGUUUGAAAUCCAGAAAGCAGAUGGCCUAUGUCACCUAGAAGCUGUUAUCCUCUACAUAGAAGGGAAAAAGUUCUGUGUGAGUCCACGAAUUAGAAAAGUCAAAACAUGGAUGAAGAAGAAUAAGCACAAGAUUCCCAGAAAAAAACCUCAUGGUAGAAGGCAGAGAAGAACCAGAAUUAUGAAAAAGAAAGGAAAGAAACAGUAACACCUGUG
This is a messenger RNA of Dryobates pubescens (Downy woodpecker), 370 nucleotides long. RefSeq names its product C-C motif chemokine ligand 28 (gene CCL28). The transcript has 3 exons. The record is from RefSeq and is a predicted model, not a curated record. Gene Ontology annotation, biological process: immune response. NCBI's taxonomy places the organism in Eukaryota, Metazoa, Chordata, Aves, Piciformes, Picidae. The coding region runs from base 15 to 362 and encodes 115 amino acids. Gene Ontology annotation, molecular function: chemokine activity. Gene Ontology annotation, cellular component: extracellular region.